Molecule: messenger RNA, 1441 nt
Organism: Hordeum vulgare subsp. vulgare (domesticated barley)
Lineage: Eukaryota; Viridiplantae; Streptophyta; Magnoliopsida; Poales; Poaceae
Product: putative F-box/LRR-repeat protein 23
Exons: 2
Coding region: 71-1003 (310 amino acids)
Molecular function (GO): protein binding
Source: RefSeq, a predicted model, not a curated record
CAGGAUUAGAGAGGAAAUGAAAUGUGUAUAAACCAGAACCGUGCUUCCUUUGACGCCGAGACCUCUUGCCAUGGCCGCACCAUCCUCCCCUUCCUGCCUUCUCGAGGAGCCUCGGCGACUGCCACCGCCACCGGAGGACGGGAUGGAUACAGAGGAGGUCGUGGUGGAGGAGUCGAGGGACUGGGCGGAGCUGCCGCGGGAUGUGUUGCUGGCAGUGCUCAGCAGGCUGGACCACAUCGAGAUCCUCAUGGGGCCCGACAUGGUGUGCAGCCCAUGGCGCAGGGCUGCUAUGGACGAGCCGGAGCUUUGGCGCCGCAUCGACAUGCGCUUUCACUAUGCCGAUGACUUUUACCUCACCUCCAGGAAAUUCCAUCAGAUGGUGAGAGCUGCCAUGAGGCGUAGCGCGGGUCGCUGUGAGGCCUUCUGGGGUGGCGCCUACGUCGCAGAAACGAAUCUCUCCCUCGUCGGCGACGCGGCGCCAUCAUUGAAGAGCCUUCGACUCAUCGAGUGCCGUGAUAUGGUGGACUUGGCCUUCAAGCCGGUGAUCACAAUGUUUCCCAUGCUUGAGGAGCUGGAGCUGUCGAACUGCAUGCAUCGCUUCCCAAUCACACUCGAAGUCAUAGGGGAUGCCUGCCCUCUGCUGAAGCGCUUUCGACUGAGCCAGGGGUCCUUCUACAGCGAACGCGUAGACGACAGCGCAGCCAUGGCGAUCGCUAUGAUGCCGGAGCUGCGGUCGUUGCAGCUUACUGCUGAUUCGCUCACCAACAGUGGUUUGGAACUCGUCCUUAAUGGUUGCCCGCACCUAGAGUCUCUCGACAUUCGCUCUUGUUACCAUGUUUGCAUGGACGAUGACAUGCAAGCAAAGUGUUCUAGGAUCAAGACUCUGAGGCAUCCUGAAGACUCCAUGGAUGAUUAUGACCUCCCGUUUAGUUAUACAAUUCCCAGACCAUGCUGGUCUACUACACCAAUUGAAUACGCUUGGAGCUGCCAAAGUCCUUACUAGUGUUCAACGUAUGUACCGGCCAAACAUCCAACCCCACAUCUUAUUUAAGAUUCGUGUAAGUGUGACCCACAGUCCAUUUGUAUUGAUCCCGCAAAAAAAAAAGUCCAUUUGUAUGUUGGACUCAAGUAGUUCCUCGCCUCGCCUGGGUUUUAGAUAGGCUAGUUUUGCUUUUAGAAUAAACCACCUGAUCAGGCCUCUUCGAGAGUUAGUUCAGGGGUAGACCGAUUCUUAGGGUCUCUGUUAGUCUUUCUGUUAGUUAGUUAGCUAGGUGCUGCCGGGAUAAGCGCAUGGGAUGGCAUGCGGGGCUUGCGCGGCAAGCACAUCACUCGCACGAUCCGAGCGUCGUGGGAUGGCACAGCCGGUCUACUCGGGUGUGGGUUGAUCCGUUCUUUGUAACUCAGUUUAUAUUCGAAAUAGAGAGUGAGAAAAGUUGUACCA